CUGCUGGCACUUUCUAUAUAAUAGCUAAUGCCAUUCAAGGGCUUGCUGAUUCCCCGACUGCACCAAUGAUGCCGCUCGAAAUACGUUUCUUUAAGGAAUAUGAUCGCGUGCGAUCGCGGUACUACCUAGCCUUGGAAGGAAGACCAUACAAGGGAAACAACAGCACUUUCACUCUGCAUUCCUGUUUGGCAGCAUAUGAAAGUAUUGUGCAUGCGUGUACAUUGUAUGGUACACUUACUUUACAGAUGUCAAGGAGAUGCAGAACCUUCAAAUCCGACACAGCGCGGAUCGAUUUUUUCAAGUAUUGCGCCUCUGGACAGGCUCCGUUCCCUCACCAAUAAUCCACACCCUCAGCCAAUGGUGUGAUAAUAUUAUUACUAGCCAACACGACUACUUCCAUGCUAAUUUUGCUUGAAUACACUUCAGCAGCUGCCCUGACAAAACCAGGCUGGAAUGAGGUGACCUCUCUCUGGCAUUCUUCGUGCGACCCAUUAAUUCGGGAUUUGAUUUACUUCAUAACUUCAAGGAUCAGUGUGCGGUUCAAUCAAAUAAUAAAGGCGAACCCUUAUUCACAACAAAUCCUUGACCAUGUUUUUUUUUUUUUUUUUGGAUUCUUGUCACCCAAGACUUUCUGAUAUUUCACUACCCUCCUCGAAAAGUCAAUCAAUGGUUACUUUCAAAGAAUUCUGAUAUUUUAAAUUCCUGAAAAUAUUUUGGUAGCCGAAAUGUCUCCAGCUCCGCCGAAGCCUUCAAUUAUCGGAUGAAGGCCAGGAUCUUCUAACUUAGCCAGGGUGUCGGGUCAUUCAAAGUUCUCCAGUUGUGUGAACGUCCCAUGUCGUCAUUUUUUUGAUAGCACUGGCUGAAUCGUCAAUGCUUUUUCUAUGGUGUUCGUGUCAUUUAAUUCUAUACAAUGCCAAGGGCGAGUUUCUAUUUUUCUAGUAUCCCGAGGAGCUGCGUCAUAGAUAGAGUAUCCGGACAUUGCGACAUUUUCUAGGAGAGAUUUUGUGAGUAGAAAUUUUUGUUUUCUUUAUACCUAAAUUGACAGUGCUAACAUGUAUCACAUUUCGUGCUGCUGCAUAUAUCUAAAUACACUCUCCGAUAUUUAGGGUUUUAUUAUAUCGAGUCAAAGCCAUUUUUCUGCCUGAUGCUAGCAUUGUUCUAAUGCUGGACGAGCACCUCUACGUUAAUGUUAAGUCCCUCGUUUUCAGAAUAUCGGCUACACUGAGCGCCUUGAUGCUUUCAUAGUCAAGCCCUCUUUUACAUAAAGGUCGGUUAAAAUGACGUACGGUAUGACACAUGUCGAUUUUGGGUUUGUGGGCCUUCCACCUGAUGCAGCCAUGCCUGAAGUUUUAUUUUACUCUCAUUAAAGGUAUGGUGAUGGUACAUCUCGUGUUAACCAGAAUCCUGCACACACUUUCGGUAUUGGGAUAGUCUACCUUCGGCUCAGAAGCAAGCAUCUGGUUUGAACUGGUUAGCGUUAGCUCCUUUACUGCUUGCUCAGCUCCAUCGGUUCAAGGGUACGUCAGCCUAUGCCAAGUAUGCAUUCCUUUACACAAUUUCAUUCAAUAGGCCAAUGCAUUAGAAAAUCUAAGGUCAGGAUAACAUAUAUGUGUGUUUGAUUGGGUCAAUAUAUCAGCAUCACGUCGAGGUCGAUAAUAGCAAAGGGUUCUGCUCUGUCCCGGAAGACCUUCUAGCCCUUUCGUGAACGACGGUGUGUCUGGACUCCCAAUUGUAUGGGCUUGGAUCGAACCCUGGAUUUGCUCGCCUCGCCGAAGGACUUCAACGCAGGAGAGAAUUGUUUCCCUAUUGGGUAAGCAAGCGAUCCCUAGCGGGUUACCAUCUGCAUACGCUACUUUGAAUGCGUUAAAUAUUAGUUUGCCCUACCAAAUCUUUUCUUGACCAUCCAAGCUCAACGCAAGGCGGCCUUACGAUCGCUUGGAAUCCCUGGCAUGCAGUUCUCCAUGUCAUAUGGAUGCCAACUCGUCCCCACUCGUCCAGGCUUUGACGGGUUUGCUAAUGUAACAAGUGUGAAUAUAGAAAGGGGUCCGAGUAUGGGUACAUGGUCUUAAAGGAGCUAGAACUACUACUACCUCAUAGUAACUUACACCUCUCUCCCGACCAUUCAUUUAUCAAUGAGGAUAUUACUUAUUACUCUCAUUGUGUGAGAACUUACACUUAGUCCCGUCAUUCUAAUUUACAGGGAACAGUACCGCCAGAACCGCUGGUUACUUUUGAUUAUAUCCUACCCCAAUACAUAAUGGAUCAGUCAGCACAUAAAAUCCUCCGAGCGCAAGGUCAACCGCAGAAUUAUCCCCUAAACAUCCUCAACUUGCCCAAUUAUUCAAAUUUUCCAAAUACUUUCAUUGAACCAACUGAAACGGCGAACCGCACCAUGUCCUCUUCUUCUCCUACCCGAGCUGAUUCAAAGAUUGCAAUACCUAGGCUUCGGCGGCCAGGUCAGAAUCAGCCAUCACCUGCUAGCGAAAGGCACAGAGUGAGCCAUGCUUGUGAUCCAUGUCGCAAACGGAAAUCAAAAUGCGAUGGUCUUCGACCCGUCUGUUCACGUUGCAGAGACCAAGAGAUAGCCUGCGCUUAUUUGGAUGGCAAACGGGAAAAAAUGAAACGAUACACCAAAAGCAAUGCUGCGAAGGUGACUGUGUAUGAGAAGCUCCUCUAUGACAUCCUUCCACACCUGAAGCCUGAAAUGCAAUUAACAGUCCGGACCACACUACUAGAGUGUCGAAAUCUUGCGGAAGAUGAUAAUUCGACUCCAAUCGAAGCUACAGGCUCAGGAGAUGAAGAUGAAUAUGCAGCGUCCGCCGGUGCUGGUUCUCCACGAUUCCAAGAUCGCAUCCAACCAGACUCUGCGGGUUUUGUGAUAACCACAGGAUUCCUUGGAAAAUCUUCUGUCACGAGAUGGAUUGAAGAACUGGCGACAAAACUAUUGAAAUAUUUCGGGCCAACGUCGGAAGAUAUUUUGAACGGAGAGCGCAUCUUCGCAAGUUUCGAUGAACUUUACAAAUGCGUACUUAAAGAAUGCACUUACUUUCUCGAUGAUGAGUACUUAGAGAAAUUUCUAGUAGUCAGGAAAACUGGAAACAGCCCGCCAAAAAUGUUCAAAAAAAUCGACAACCAGUCUGAACCCCUUCAAAAAGAAAUGGCUGACAUAUUUCUUAAUUCAUAUUUCCUAACUGUCCACCCAAUGUUCCCAAUACUUUCAGAGGAGGAGUUCAGAGUACAUUAUGAAAUUUAUUACCAAACAGCCAUCUAUCCCAGUCAUGUCUGGCGCAAUAUCUUGCAUGUCGUUUUCGCCAUUGGUGCACUUCACGCGCUUCGUAUACAAGUUCCGUGCAGCGUCGUUGAAAAUGAUCAUGUUAUGUACGCAUUCCGUUCUGGUGCAUUAGGCCGGAGUUCGACUCAUCUUGGGGAUAUUCCAUCUAUGGAAGAGCUGCAGUUGGCCGCAAUCAGUGGAUUGUAUUAUCUUACGAGCCAUCACAUUAACAGAGCUUGGAAUGUAAUCGGCCUGGCGGUGCGUUUUGCGCAGACACGGGCUCUUCAUUUGGUCAACACGAGUACUGAACUUUCGGAGGGUGAACGAGAAUUCGAAUUAAGAGUUUGGCAUUCCAUCAGCUCAAUGGAACGUUUUCUCUGCGUCCUCACGGGGCGGCCUUCAUCACUUCAGGAUCGUUUUACUAGUGCCCGUUUACCCCGACCAAUGGAUUUUCCAUCCACAGGGCCCCUUGCAUACAAUGCCUCGCGAGCAGCAAUGGCAGCAAUGUAUCCACCUUCUAACACUACCCCAGUGACCAGCUCCGCUAUUCCGCCAUGGACCAUCUUCGUCCGGUGUCUUCGCCUUGAUUUAAUUAUCGCCGAGGCUUUGGAAGAGCUGUAUAGCCCUAGCACAGUAAACCGAACUUGGGCUGGCGUGCAGAACUUAGUUUUAGAUUUAGACAAGAAGCUCGCCCAAUGGAGGGACGAUCUUCCCCACAGAAUUCUGGACCUUUCGCCAGCUUCUAAAGGACUUCCACCCCUGGAUCAACGCAUGUAUCUGAACCUCCGCUUCUAUGGAGCGUGCAUUCUCAUCAACCGCCCAUGUUUUUGUGAGGCUCAACAAUUACGUGACGCAAUCCCGUCCCAGUCCGCAACUUCGAAAAGAAUGGACGAAGAUGCCGCUAUCAGUUGUUUGUCUGCAGCCCGGAAUAUAAUCGACCUCCUUCCUCAAGACAUCCAACCAGCCAAACUGUACCUCGCCACUCCGUGGUGGUGUGUACUGCAUUACAUAGUUCAAGCUGGUACGGUUCUGGUAAUGGAAUUGUCAAUGGAUGUGUCCCAUUUGCCCAACGAAACCGAAAAUUUGAUCAAAGAGUCGACAUGUGUCCUCAGGUGGUUACAAGCGUUGUCAGUGACAAACGAACCCGCCAAUCGAGCCCACGUUAGCCUGAGCCGCCUGAUGUUUCUUGCCCUUGCCAAACUUGGUAAGGACAAUCACAAUCCCGCAAGGCAGUUUAUGGCCAAAGACACGUCAGUCUCUCCGUCCAGCCCCACAAGUGCAAUCUCUGUCAGCCCUCAGCCCUUCAUGCCCAAUCCAGUAUCUGCCGGGUGGCAAGAUUAAGGCCCUAGUCCUGUUGAGGUCAAAGCGAGGCGAAGUGGCUUGACGGUUGUGCUGGCAGGCAAGAUAUGGCCGCGAAAGUCCCUGUCUUAACGGACGACUCAGAGGGCCAAACCAAACCUGCGCUGGAUGGACCGAAACAUGCCCAUGUCCUUGCGCAUUUAGCUAAAGAAGCUAGGUAGUCCAUAGCCCAAAGGACGUUCAAAUUGGGAAAGGAUCUGACCACCAUUUUCUCCUCGAAUCACUGCUUUUCCUUCAUCAGCCCGGUCCUUGGAAUUGUUAGCAAACAUCUUAACCCCUAAUACCACCUGUUCACUGCCCCCAUGUCGCUCUCCCUCUCUCUUCCGCUCUCUAUCUAUACAUAUAUAUUGACCGUUUUAAUAACUCCUUUACCUCUUAAUUAGUAAUAUUAACUGCCCUCUUCAUUGACGGAGCUUUUUUCCUCCUUAUUGGGAAGUCCCUACACUUAGAAAUACAGUACAUACAUAUUCGCAUGUCGAAAUUAACUUACAAAAUCCCAGAAGCUGAAGAAAAUGGAGAUAAGGGAGAUAAGGAAUAGGAUAGAAGUUCAUGACAAGUAUAGGUCAGCUACUCUGUUCGUUUCUCACAUCUUGUUUUGAUACUCUCUCUGUGCAUCCUUUCUAGAACAGGUUAGAUAGUCGCAUCCGCCACUAGCCGUAAUCAAAAUACAUGUUUCC
Molecule: messenger RNA, 5307 nt
Organism: Blastomyces dermatitidis ER-3
Lineage: Eukaryota; Fungi; Ascomycota; Eurotiomycetes; Onygenales; Ajellomycetaceae
Product: C6 transcription factor
Exons: 8
Coding region: 2258-4612 (784 amino acids)
Biological process (GO): DNA-templated transcription; regulation of DNA-templated transcription
Molecular function (GO): zinc ion binding; DNA-binding transcription factor activity, RNA polymerase II-specific; DNA binding
Source: RefSeq, a predicted model, not a curated record